Molecule: messenger RNA, 1051 nt
Organism: Brienomyrus brachyistius
Lineage: Eukaryota; Metazoa; Chordata; Actinopteri; Osteoglossiformes; Mormyridae
Exons: 7
Coding region: 1-702 (233 amino acids)
Source: RefSeq, a predicted model, not a curated record
AUGACGGACCACAAGAAGAGAAAGCAGAGGAGAAGGAGACCCGAUGAGCCGACGAUCAGCCUGGGAGCUUCCUCUCUCGUCAGGCUUUGGGAGCAACUGCAGCCACCCCUCGAGCGGUAUUACUUCCGGCCCGAGAGGCUGGCUAAUAGAGGGGCCAGAGUGGUGCGGGACGCUAUCCCGCGGGUGCCCUGCACCCUUAAAGGGGCCACGCCCGUCUCUCCUGUGCGGGACCUGGAGGGAGAACAUGCUGCUUCGACAACAUCUUUCCUCAGUGGAAGAAUCGGCCAGAAGAUCUUCUGUACCCGUUUCUGCCUGCUGAGGUCAUGCAAGAAAACAGAAGACUGCAAGAGUGGAAAAGGGAGCAUUACUCAACCGCAUCCAGUCCUCCAAGCAACAGGGGGCGCAACAGUGCUGCACAAACUGGACGAACUGCAAAGGUUCAUAUCGGGCACCGCACACGCCACCAGCUGCUGCUCGGAUCCAUCGCUGUGUGGGCGAGCUGCUCUCUGCAGCCUGCAGUGUGUCCAUCAUCAGCUGCCAAUGGCUGUCAUCAGCCCCCUGCACAGAUGCCGUGCUUUGGUGGCACUGCCUCCUCUCUGGGCCCUGCAGGCUGUUGCCUGUGGGGAGAAAUAUCCAGCCCAAACUGAAAUUCAGAGUGAGCCUCCCAGUCAGAGCGCAGGACUUCAUGGACAGAGGAGGUGAGAUUGCCUCUCCAAAUAUCAGCUGUCAUAAUAUCAGAAUAUUUAGGAGCUUAUAUGUAUGUUUAACAUGACGUGUAUGUUUAUGCACAUAAGUGUUUAACACCACAUGUGUGUUUAUGUACAUGUAUGUUUCACGCGACAUAUGCUGUGUGUGCCCAGCUCAUGGACUGAGAGCAGGGGCCACGUUCAGCAUUUCCCGGCUCUGAGGGACAGCAGGGCCCUUUGGGGUCAGCCUGUGGAGCCCCAGUCCUGAAGUUCUCCCAUCAAGGUGCUCCUGAGUGCCCCCCUCCAUCUCGGCACUGAGCAAAGGAGCCACAACUCACUGAAAAGCGCAGUGAUGUUUCAGUGAU